This is a messenger RNA of Stegastes partitus (bicolor damselfish), 8263 nucleotides long. Its product is annotated as probable global transcription activator SNF2L2. Gene Ontology annotation, cellular component: nucleus. Gene Ontology annotation, biological process: regulation of DNA-templated transcription. The record is from RefSeq and is a predicted model, not a curated record. NCBI's taxonomy places the organism in Eukaryota, Metazoa, Chordata, Actinopteri, Pomacentridae. Gene Ontology annotation, molecular function: histone binding; ATP binding. The coding region runs from base 143 to 4906 and encodes 1587 amino acids. The transcript is spliced from 34 exons.
UAUGUCAGCAAAACAACACCGAGGGGGAGUGAACUUAUGGACAGCAGUCAUAUUUUGAAGAAACAUUAUAAUAAUUCCAUCUAAUUGUGUGCAGUUUCACUCCGGCCGAAAGCUGUCUGGUUUCCUACCAGCUGUUCGGUAGAUGUCCACCCCCUCAGACACAUCAGGUGGAAUGUCCCAUCCUGGCCCUUCCCCUGGGGCAGGUCUGUCCCCGGGGCCCAUCUUGGGUCCCAGCCCAGGACCAGAUCCCUCACCAAGCUCUGUUCACAGUAUGAUGGGACCCAGUCCUGGACCCGGGACGCCCAACGCACCUCAUGGCAUGCAGGGACAGGGACAAAGUGAUUACUCUCAGGACAGCAUGUAUCCUAUGCACAAGCCCAUGGAGGGCAUGAAUGACAAGUCAAUGGCUGAGGCGAUGCACUUUGGUCACAUGAAAGGUGUGGGGAUGAGAUCUCUUCACAGUGGCAUGGGGCCUCCACAGAGUCCUAUGGACCAGCACAGCCAAGGAUACAUGUCGCCCCACCCGUCCCCCAUGGGAGUCCAUGAGCAUGCAUCUAGUCCCAUGUCAGGAGGUGGAGGUGGACCUACACCUCCCCACAUGCCUCCCACCCAGUCAGGCCCCAUGAUGCCCAUGGAUCCCCAAGGAGGUAUGACCAGCAUGUCCAGCAUGGCCCAGCAGGGGCGAGGACCAUCUGCUUUCAGUCAGGUCCAGCUGCAGCAGCUCAGAGCUCAGAUUCUGGCCUACAAGAUCCUGGGUCGUGGGCAGCCGCUGCCUGAAAACCUCCAGCUGGCUGUUCAGGGCAAAAGGAGCCUCCCAACAAUGCAACAGCAGCAGCCACAACCACCACCACAGCAGCAGCAGCAGGCUCCUAGUUCCAGCCCUUACAACAGGCCUCCAGGUAUGCCAAUGGCACCUAUGGGUGGUCCCCAGUCAAGUCCAUGCCCAACCCCAGCAAUGCAAGGACACAAUCAAAGCACAGGACCCAAGCCUUGGUCUGACGGUCAGGUCGGUGAAAAUCAAGCCAAUGCUCAGAAGCACCUCACCCCCGUCGCCAGCGGCCGCCCGUCCCCUGCACCGCCUCAGACGUCUGCAGUGCCAGCGGGGCCGAUACCCGGCAGUUCAGCAACCCCUCAGCCUCCUGGGCAGCAGGUGUCCCCCAUGCUCCAGAUGCAGCAGAAGCAGAACCGCAUCACGCCAGUCCAGAAGCCCCAGGGCCUGGACCCGGUGGGAAUCCUGCAGGAGAGAGAGUACAGACUGCAGGCUCGGAUUGCACAUCGAAUCCAGGAGCUGGAAAGUCUGCCAGGCUCACUGCCUCCUGACCUGAGGACUAAAGCCACAGUGGAGCUCAAAGCGCUGCGUCUGCUCAACUUCCAGCGGCAGCUGAGGCAGGACGUGGUGGCGUGCAUGAGGCGAGACACGACUCUGGAGACGGCGCUGAACUCGAAGGCGUACAGGCGCAGCAAGCGGCAGACGCUGAGGGAGGCCCGCAUGACGGAGAAGCUGGAGAAGCAGCAGAAGCUCGAGCAGGAAAAGAAACGCAGGCAGAAACAUCAGGAAUAUCUCAACAGCAUCCUUCAGCACGCCAAGGACUUCAAAGAGUACCACCGCUCAGUGUCCGGUAAAAUGCAGAAACUCACCAGAGCCAUCGCCACCUGGCACACCAACACCGAGCGGGAGCAGAAGAAGGAGACUGAGAGAAUUGAGAAGGAGAGGAUGAGGAGACUUAUGGCAGAAGAUGAGGAAGGCUACCGAAAACUCAUCGACCAGAAGAAAGACAAGCGUCUGGCCUACUUGCUGCAGCAGACGGAUGAAUACGUGGCCAACCUCACCACGCUGGUGUACGAACACAAAGCUGCUCAAGCUGCCAAGGAGAAGAAGAGGAGGAAGAAGAAAAAGAAGAAGGUGGAUGGAGAUGGCGAAGGCACCAGUGCCUUUGGGCCUGAUGGAGAGCCCAUAGAUGAGAGCAGCCAAAUGAGCGAGCUGCCGGUCAAAGUGAUCCAGACAGAGACGGGCAAAGUUUUGCAGGGAACGGACGCUCCCAAAUCCAGCCAGCUGGAGGCCUGGCUCGAGAUGAACCCCGGCUAUGAAGUCGCCCCCCGGUCUGACAGCGAGGAGAGCGGCUCAGAGUUUGAGGAGGAGGAGGAGGACGAGUUGGCGAAGACAGAAACGGAGGAGAAGAAGAUAAUCGAUCCCAAUGGAGAUGAAGUGACUGUCAAGGCUGCCAAGCACAUCAUCGAAUCGGCCAAGCAGGACGUGGACGACGAGUACAGCGUUGACGCUGGGCAGACCAGCUCCCAGUCGUACUAUGGUGUGGCCCACGCCGUCAUCGAGAAGGUGGAGAAGCAGUCAUCGCUGUUGAUCAACGGCAUGCUCAAGCAGUACCAGAUCCAGGGGCUCGAGUGGAUGGUGUCUCUGUACAACAACAAUCUAAACGGCAUCCUGGCUGAUGAAAUGGGCCUCGGCAAAACCAUCCAAACCAUCGCUCUUAUCACCUACCUGAUGGAGCACAAGAGGCUGAAUGGCCCCUAUCUCAUCAUCGUCCCUCUCUCGACUUUGUCUAACUGGACAUACGAACUUGACAAAUGGGCGCCUUCUGUGGUCAAGAUUGCCUACAAGGGCACCCCGGCUUUACGUCGUGGGCUUGUGCCUCAGCUCCGCAGCGGGAAGUUCAACGUCCUGCUGACCACCUACGAAUACAUCAUCAAGGACAAGCACAUUCUAGCCAAGAUUCGUUGGAAGUACAUGAUCGUGGACGAGGGUCACCGCAUGAAGAACCACCACUGUAAGCUGACCCAAGUGCUGAACACCCACUACGUGGCCCCCCGUCGCCUCCUCCUCACCGGCACGCCGCUGCAGAACAAGCUGCCCGAGUUGUGGGCGCUUCUCAACUUCCUGCUGCCCACCAUCUUCAAGAGCUGCAGCACCUUCGAGCAGUGGUUCAACGCUCCGUUCGCCAUGACAGGAGAGAGGGUUGACCUAAAUGAGGAGGAGACCAUCCUGAUUAUUCGGCGUUUGCACAAGGUGCUUCGCCCCUUCCUGCUGCGCAGACUGAAGAAAGAGGUGGAGUCUCAGCUGCCAGAGAAGGUGGAGUAUGUCAUAAAAUGUGACAUGUCUGCCAUACAGAAGGUUCUGUACCGCCACAUGCAGAAAGGCAUCCUCCUCACUGACGGCUCGGAGAAAGACAAGAAGGGCAAAGGAGGGGCGAAGACUCUGAUGAACACCAUCAUGCAGCUGAAGAAGAUCUGCAACCAUCCGUACAUGUUCCAGCACAUUGAGGAAUCUUUUGCAGAGCACUUGGGCUUUCCAAACGGCAUCAUCAGCGGGCCUGAUCUGUAUCGAGCAUCUGGGAAGUUUGAGCUCCUCGAUCGCAUCCUGCCGAAGCUCCAGGCCACCAGCCACAGAGUCCUGCUCUUCUGCCAGAUGACCACUCUCAUGACCAUCAUGGAGGAUUACUUCAGCUAUCGCAACUUUCUAUAUUUACGUCUUGACGGGACCACCAAGUCUGAGGACCGAGCGCUUCUGCUGAAGAAAUUCAACGAGGAAGGAUCUCAGUACUUCAUCUUCCUCCUCAGCACCAGAGCCGGUGGUCUCGGUCUCAACCUGCAGGCUGCCGACACUGUCGUCAUCUUUGACAGUGACUGGAACCCACACCAGGACCUUCAGGCUCAGGACCGAGCUCACCGCAUCGGCCAGCAGAACGAGGUUCGUGUGCUCCGCCUCUGCACCGUCAACAGCGUGGAGGAGAAAAUCUUAGCAGCUGCCAAAUACAAACUGAACGUGGACCAGAAGGUCAUCCAGGCCGGCAUGUUUGACCAGAAGUCCUCGAGCCACGAGCGCCGCGCCUUCCUCCAGGCCAUCUUAGAGCACGAGGAGCAGAAUGAGGAGGAAGACGAGGUACCGGAUGAUGAAACCCUGAACCAGAUGAUCGCCCGCAAUGAAGAUGAAUUUGAGCUCUUCAUGCGAAUGGACAUGGACCGGCGCCGGGAGGAUGCCAGGAACCCGAAGCGUAAGCCUCGUCUGAUGGAGGAGGACGAGCUGCCUUCUUGGAUCAUCAAAGAUGACGCUGAGGUGGAACGUCUCACCUACGAAGAGGAGGAGGAGAAGAUGUUUGGUCGAGGAUCACGCUGUCGCCGGGACGUGGACUACAGCGACACGCUGACUGAGAAACAGUGGCUGCGGGCCAUUGAGGACGGAAACCUGGAGGAGAUGGAGGAGGAGAUCCGGCUUAAGAAGCGCAAACGCAAAAGGCGUCAAGACAAGGAUUCGUCCAGCAGAGAGGAAGGCAGCUCGAAGGCCAAGAAGAGACGCGGACGACCGCCGGCGGAGAAGUUCUCCCCCAACCCGCCCAAACUCACCAAGCAGAUGAACACCAUCAUCGAUACUGUCAUCAACUACAGAGACGGGUCAGGAAGACAACUGAGCGAAGUCUUCGUCCAGCUUCCGUCCAGGAAGGAACUCCCAGAAUAUUAUGAGCUCAUCAGAAAACCUGUGGACUUCAAGAAGAUCAAGGAACGUGUGAGAAACCACAAAUACAGGAAUGUGGGAGACCUGGAGAAGGACGUGAUGCUGCUCUGUCAGAACGCACAGACCUUCAACUUGGAGGGAUCCCAGAUAUACGAGGACUCCAUCGUUCUUCAGUCUGUGUUCAAGAGCGCCAGACAGAAAAUCGCCAAGGAAGAAGAGAGUGAAGAUGACAGCGAUGACGACGAAGACGACGAUGAGUCAGAGGCCGAGUCCAAGUCGGUGCGCGUUAAGAUUAAGCUGAGCCGGGACGCACGAGGCCACGACAAAGGCAAGAAGAGGCAAAGCCGAGGGAAGGCCAAGCCGGUGGUCAGCGACGACGACAGCGACGACGACCAGGACGAUAAUGACCAGUCAGACAAGAGCAAAAGCGACGAUGAAUGAGGAAGGACAGGCGAGGACGAGAGGAUGCUGUUUAUAGCACUUAUAAACAAAAGGACAGUAUUUUCCAUUGCUGUUGUUCAGGUUCAUACUGUGUUUUUUUAAAUUUGAAUUCAUUUGUCUCUUGUCUGUAGUGCGUGUUGUAGCGUCUUCUCCCACCAGCUUUGAAAUGUAUUACUAAUAAUCAGUAACAUACAGCAAUACCAAUCAGCUUAUAUUCCUGUUUUUAAGACAGUUUUGUAGUAUAUUUUUUAACUUUGUGCUUCAACAAAGCACAUAAAAAAAUUCUGUAUGGAAAAAAAAAAAACAACAUUGGCCAUUCUAGAUGCGCUUUAUUUGUACUUGCUUGCUUGCACUUAAAAAAAACCUUAAUAUCCACAUUUUUGAAAUGUGAAAUACAAAAAAAACAAAAACAAAUGUAUAUCUAACCAAUGACAUCCGAGUUCAUCUGGAGUCAUUGGUGAUUUAAAAAAAAAAGUGGCAAUCAACUUUUUAAAUUUUUUGAUUAAUUAUUUCUAAAUGUGCAGUGCCAAACGUUCAAACGUAGAGAAAUUGACCGCUAGCUAAGCCCCGCCCACCUGUAGCGACUGACCAAUCACAGCUAGGCAACCGUAUCUAGGCUUAAUCCAGCAUUUACAAAACUAAAUAUGAAACAGCAGAAUGUGAUUAAAGAAUUUAGCACUUUGCAAACAUGUCCAGCUCGUUAGCUUACAAACAUCACUACGACUCGUAUUGAUAAUUUGUACCACAGCAAAACAAUUCAUUAAAUUACUGUCAAAAUCGCAGCAUGGACACGUCUAUUAUCCAGAUUAUAGCAGCUGUUUUUGUUUAGUUCUUUUCUGAUAGAAGCAACCAUUUUAAAUGAGACAGUGUAGUGCUACAGAGAUGUCUUGACCUAUAAUUUGCAUUUUCUGCAUGUGAGGAAACAUGCAGGUUUGGUUCAGUUUGCACCAAAAAUUACUUCUUUAAAAACGUUUCAGUGGAAAAGAAAUGCACAAUUUGUUUUUUCUCAGUAUUAAUAACCAACAACACAGUUGGAUAAAUAUUGCAAGUGUAAUAUGAAUCUCUAACUGCACUCUGAUUCUUUUUUUUGCACAUUAUUUGUUCCAAUUAAACAUUACUUCCAAGACCAACACACUCAUUGUUAACUAAAAUCAUUAACAACAAACAGAGACGUUAUAUGGGGGAGACAAACCACUUAAACAAUCCUGAAUAGAAACUGAUGGGAAAAUUCCAAAAUGCCAAAGAUGGUCCAUCCCUCCGACCAAAAAGCCAUCGUCUGCAUUGUAACAAAAAACUAAACAGGAAAGCAUAAUAAAACAAGAUGGCCGCUGACUGGCCAUACCAUCUUAGAUACUAAUACACAUAUUACUGUACUGUGUAGUCUGUCAGAAACAGAUUUAGUGCAGUAUGACCAAAACACCAUUAUGUCCGACUACACCCAGUCACAUUUUGCACUCUGCUUUUCUGGCCAUUCUGACCCACAAUCCUCUGAAACACAAACACAUUCAUCACAGUGUCUCCAACAACAAGCUCCAGCCACCAAGAGCACACAGACGGAUGACAGCUCAUUUCACAGAACACAACGCCGCAACAGAUACGAGAGCAAGACAAUCAAAGCUUCAGGCACAACACAGUGACGAAGUAGUGUGUCCUAACUGUGUACAUGCAGCGGCGACGGUACACUGCAGUGUUUGUGAGGGCCGCUGUCGCACAGACUGGAAGAGAUAAAGGUGUAAUAGCUGAAAUGCAGGGAGGGAGUAUAUGUGCUCGAGUGAAAGCUACAGUUAGCAUGUUGGGCUAAGGACGGUGUUCUGCAUAGCAAGAACAGAGGGGUCGUCUCCAUUUAAACUACAAUUGCAGUGGUGCACGUGCUCAGCAGUACAAAUAUAAGUAGAUGAGAUCAACUGCACAUGUAGGCGGACUAGAAAAGUAAUAUAAUAAGUACACGUCUAUGGUGUCCACGGCUGUCAGUCUGCACAGGAAUAGAUUCACAGUUAAACUGCCUUUAAGCUGGAAAAGUGUUUAUGGGGAUCAUGGACACAUUAAUAAAAGCCAGCUUUACCUGAUACAACAACCAAACUCACUCCUUUUUCCUAAUUCUGAAGAACUUUUCUUAAAAAGAAAACGCACACUGUUUGACGGCUUUGCUGAUGUUUGUAAUUUCAAAACAAGACUACCAGAGCUAAAACAAUGUGAGCGUACAAUAUUUCUGGCAAUACAGGUUUAACGUCAGUGUCCAUGUCAUCUACAUGGAUCACGACUGGUGAGACAUUCUUAGCAUCUAUGUCUUAGCAGGACAGAAACUUAAGAUUCUCUCAGAAGGUAUAGAGACGUAGCUCUGGAAGCUAGCAUUAGCUUCAUUACUAAGCUAGUUAAUAAAAACUGUGAUCAACAUUUGUCAUUUCAGCCAACAGAAGUGGCGACCACUGAGUUGAAACCUGCUGUUGUGUGUUUGUGCCUGAACAAAAACGAUCAGUCAUUUCAAAAUAAAACUGUAAAAGCAGCCGAGGGCGGGGUUCAGCCAGCGGUCGAUUGCACCUUUGUGAAAGCACAGACGAGUGUCGCUAAAAUAAAUAUGUCUAGAGCUGACAAAUUCAUUAGCGAUGCCGUAAAUGCUAAACGCUUUUUAAACUGCUUUUAUUAAUGAAUCUGUAACCAUCCAUUACGCAGGUGGCACAUCAUUUAGACAGGUCCACGUGUUUCAUGUAUUCUUUGUUCUAAUGCUUUCAACGAGUUGUGUAUCAGCCUUGUAGUGAUUUUCUCAUUUACGAAAACAAACGUUUCGGUUAUUUUGAUUGAGAAACUGGCCUUAAGAGCAAUAUCUCCUUUUCAGAGAGCAGAUUUACAGGGAAACAUCUUGUCGUGUGGAAUAAAAAUCCAGCCUCUAUCGUAGCAGUAAAUGUAGCGUCUGAACACACGUCGCUGUCGUGUUGAAAUAAAUCAGCUCGUUAAAGACUUGAGUCUUUGCUGGAUUUUUUUGCAGACUUUUAAAGAUGGCUGACAACAACAAAUGUUACACAAAAAAAUAAUUAAAAAACAGUGUUAAGAGAUUCAAAUUUUGAAUGACACUGAAUAUACCAGUAUAUUUUAAACAAUGUAUUGAUUUCUACAUUUGGAUUGAGGUGUUUGUGUUCCUUGUGAAUUCGUUUCAAGCCCUCAUUUUAUUGGUUUCUCUGUUGUUUGUAGCAUGAACUCUUUUGGAAAUAUACUGCAGAUAUAUCAUUUUUGUUUGUGUAAUACGUGCUUGCCGACUCUCCGUAAGUGUGACUUAAUCUUUGCUUUCUUUGCACAGUGUCUUCGUGGUUGUACGUCAUAGCCCAGGGCAAAUAAAUAUCACUGAUUUUCAGCACAAACAAA